Molecule: messenger RNA, 1818 nt
Organism: Linderina pennispora
Lineage: Eukaryota; Fungi; Kickxellomycota; Kickxellomycetes; Kickxellales; Kickxellaceae
Product: SPX-domain-containing protein
Exons: 6
Coding region: 1-1818 (605 amino acids)
Cellular component (GO): vacuolar transporter chaperone complex; fungal-type vacuole membrane
Source: RefSeq, a predicted model, not a curated record
AUGCUGCGCGACUCGCUCUUCCCGGCGUGGAAGUUUUAUUAUGUCGACUACGCCAGCCUCAAAAAGUUCCUGUACGAGCGCACAGACAAGGGCUACACGGCCGACGACGAGGCCGAGUUUGUCAAUCUCCUCGAGGGUGAGCUCGACAAGGUCCACAACUUCCAGCAGACCAAGAGCGGCGAGAUGAAGCGCCGGAUCGAGUACUGCGAGAAGCAGGUCGAUCUCAUCUCAGAAAACAAGGCCCCUGUCGAGGCCAAGCGCGAGCAGCUGGAUGUGAUCGAGCGCGAAAUCGACGCAGUCAUCAGCGAGGUCUAUGAGCUGGCAAAGUUCACGCGUCUCAACUUUACGGCCUUCCUCAAGAUCGUCAAGAAGCACGACAAGAACGCUCCGUUUGUCCUGAAGCCGGUGUUCACCGUGCGCCUCAACAGCAAGCCCUUCUUCAAGGAGAACUUUGACGAGCUGCUGCUCGAGCUGUCGCGCCUCUACAAUAUCGUGCGCAACGGCGGCGUCGACGUCGACCAAGACAAGGACCCGCAGUCGGGCAAUGGCCAGAACUUUGUCCGCCAGACGACAAAGUACUGGGUCCACCCCGACAACGUGAUGGAGCUCAAGCUCUACAUCCUGAAAUACCUGCCGGUGCUGAUCUACCGCACCAAGGGCUCGACCAAGCCGCCCAACCCCGCCAUCACCAGCAUCUACUAUGACAACGAGGAUCUUGAUCUCUACCAGGGGCGCAUCGAGAAGAGCGAGGGCGCCGAGGCCAUCCGUCUGCGCUGGUACGGCGACAUGGAGAGCAACGAGAUCUUUGUCGAGCGCAAGACCCACCACGAGGACUGGACUGGCGAGAAGUCUGUCAAGGAGCGCUUCUCGGUCAAGGAGAAGUAUAUCCGCAAGCUGCGCGAGGAGGGCAAAAAGUCCGACCAGGACCUGCAAGACAUGGAGACCCUCUCGUACGAGGUCCAGGAGAGCGUCAGAAGCAAGCGCCUUGUUCCAGAACAUUCUAUAACCGCACCGCAUUUCAGAUCCCCGGGCGAUGCCCGCGUCCGCAUCUCGCUUGACACGGAGCUGAGCAUGGUUCGCGAGGAUGGCUUUGAUGGCAAGCCCCGUGCGGGCGACAACUGGCGCCGCAAGGACAUUGGCAUCGACUACCCGUUCUCGCAGCUGCCCGAGAAGGAUAUCUGCCGCUUCCCGUACGCCAUCCUGGAGGUCAAGCUACAGACCCAGUCGGGUGUCGAGCCGCCGCAGUGGGUGCCCAAGUUCAGCAAGUUCAUCCACGGCGUGUCGACGCUGCUCGAGGAUCGCGUCGACGUGUUCCCGUUCUGGUUCUCGCAGAUGGACCGCGACAUCCGCAAGCCCGUCAGCCGCGAUAUUGGCAUCUCGCGCACCUCGAGCCCGCGCGCCAGCAUGACCGAUAUCGAGGGGCUGACUCCGGCAUCGCGGGUCCAGCACAAGGGCGACAGCCGCACACAGGCGCCAUCCGCACACUACUCGGAUGAGGAGCGCAUGGUUGGCGAAGAGACGUCGCUGCUGCGCAACCGUCGCAGGGAGCGCCGGAGACAGCGCAGCCGCGACUCGGGAAUGUCGAGAUUCAUCCGCUCGCUGAACCCGUUCUCGCAGGCGCGCAAGUACGAGCCACUGCCCAGCGAUGCUCCGUUUGCUGCCCGCCAGCCGACCAACGCCAGCACAAGUAAGCGUAUCGCCGUGCCCGUGCGCGUCGAGCCCAAGGUGUUCUUUGCCAACGAGCGCACGUUCCUGUCCUGGCUCAACUUUGCCAUCGUGCUGGGCUCGCUGGCUCUGGGCCUGCUGAACUUUGGCUGA